Messenger RNA from Tricharina praecox, 618 nucleotides. RefSeq lists its product as uncharacterized. The record is from RefSeq and is a predicted model, not a curated record. The transcript has 4 exons. Lineage: Eukaryota; Fungi; Ascomycota; Pezizomycetes; Pezizales; Pyronemataceae. The coding region runs from base 1 to 618 and encodes 205 amino acids.
AUGAACCAGCUCCACACCGACACCGACCGGCGCGGAGAUAUCUCGACGCCGCACGAGGAUCCCGGGACCGGAAUUGUCCAGGCUUGGCUCGAUGACCCAAUUGUUCGGUUUCGCCGGCUCCGGGAGGGGAUUGCCGCGCUCGGUAACGAGGGUCUUCGAGGGGGAGACGCUGCUGCGGCCGACCUGGUCGAGCGGAUGAAGGGCGAGGUCGAGCAGAUCAAGGCGCUUCGGCUGUUCGAAGACCAUUUGCGGCUUCACAACGAGUUCAAUACGCGCGGGGCACUCGAACGAAUCGCCUUCCACGCUUCGCUGAACCAGUACGUCCCGUACUCAUACGGCGAAGGGGAAGGAGUGCAGCGCACGCUCGAUGCUCUCGCACAGCGCCCCGAGUUCUCAGCAAUCGUCAAGAAGGAGGCCGACGCUCGCCAGCUCGUGCCGGAUCAAGUCGUGUUUUAUGCUAGGUUUUUGGUGUCCAGGGUCGCGGAAUACUCAGGCGGCAAUAAUGGCACUGCUGUCGUCGUAGCCAGAGACUAUCCCAGAUACAUGUGUGCCACUCUGGUUGCGUACCUCAAGCUACAAGAUACCUGGCCUCAUGCAUUGAAAUGGAGGGAGGAGUAG